AUUUCCUAUGAUACUUUGAGGACGCUGUGCCUUUUGGGAAAUGAAGUCUUUUGGUUAUUUAUUUUAUUAUUUUAUUUUUUUGACGAGGAUACCGCUCACCUGGACCCAGGCCCUCGCAUCUCGAAGGAUCCAGGUGUUCGGAGACCCAAGAUCCUAUAUGUGGAGCCGGAAUUUCAGAGUGGGACCCUCCUGAUGUGGAGCGAGGCUUCGGGGAUCUCAGUGGACUAUAUACUGCAAACUCUUGUAGUCCACAGACUCGUCCUCUUCAACCACAACCUACCUGGGGUGGGCCUUAUUUGGAACUGAGAGGAUGUGGGGGCUCCCGGCGUCCCGACUGUUGGAUGUGGGGAUACACUGAGGGAAGAGUGUUGAUGAAUGUGUCUAGGGUUCAAAGGUCAGAGAUCAGGCUUGCGAGGAGUUGGGGAGGGGGCGUCGAAAGUCAACCGGGUCAGCGACUGACAACUCAGGGAAGAUAUUUCUGGGUAAGGGGCUUGAGGAAAGAGAAAUGUAACCGGCCUGGCAGACUUCUUAAGAUACGGACUGUAACUCCAAGCUCUGUAAGAAGCAGCAAGAGGAGGUCGAUGAAUUGUAGUCUCUCGAGAGUGGGGAGACUGAAGAAAGACGAGAGAAGAGAGAGCGAGUUCUCUGAAUAUCCAUUCCUUGGGUUCGGCCAUCACUGUUGGUUACUUAGCUGGGCUUUCCUCAGUUGUGACCCUAGGUCUUGGCAGUGAGGAGAUGGCUUCUCCCUCUAGACAGCCUCCCCUCGGGGGGUCAGGGCUGCUGCAUGGGAGCCGUGCUCGUUCUUAUGGAAGCCUGGUGCAAUCAUCCUGCUCCCCGGUGAGAGAAAGACGCCUAGAGCAUCAGUUGGAGCCUGGAGAUACCCUGGCUGGAUUAGCACUCAAAUAUGGGGUGACGAUGGAACAGAUUAAGCGUACAAACCGCCUUUAUACUAAUGACUCCAUCUUCCUGAAGAAAACACUCUACAUCCCCAUCCUGACAGAGCCCAGAGACCUAUUUAAUGGUUUGGAUUCUGAGGAGGAAAAUGAUGGAGAGGAAGAGGUACGCCCAAGUAAAGAUGAGAUUGGUUCAUCUUCAGGGAAGAGGAAGGAUCAAAGGUCAAGCUCAGGUCGGCCCAAUGUCAAGCCUCAGCAGGAAGCCUCCACACCUAGCCAGGACCUUUCUGCCUCUGAUUUCCUUAAGAAGCUUGACUCACAGAUCAGACUGUCAAAGAAGGCUGCUGCCCAGAAGUUGAGGAAAGGGGAAAGUGGGGUACCCGAGGAGGAUACAGGUCUCUACCCUAGCUCCCCUCGGAUGCAGCAGCGAGCAGUCCUAGGUCCUGUGCCCCUCACCCGGACAUCUCGGACCCAGACACUGCGGGACCAGGAGGAUGAAAUCUUCAAACUCUGAUGUCCCCAGAACUGAUAGCAAAGGAGUAGCUCGAGGGAGGAGAGGAGUGCGAGGUGAGGCUCAAGAGCAGAGCUCCCCAGCCUGCCUCACUCCUCUCCAGCCAUCUUGCCCAGCCUCUUUGUCAAGAUUUCCUCAGCUGGGGACACUUUGGCAAGCAUAGGGGCUGGGAGAAGACCUCUUUCCAGUUCUUGGGCUGAAUCUAAAGUAAUCCUUUAGAUUCAAAGACUCUUUUAAGCCCUCGCUGUCCCUUUGACCAUUCCCUGGCUUUAGAGCAGGGAAGCAGAGACCCCUCCCCAUCUCCAGUGAUCUUACCUAAUUUAUUUGGUGCUAUAUUGAAGUAAUAUUUAUUUGCUAUGCCUAACUCCUUUCUCCUCUUAACUGAGAAAAAAAAGGGGGGGGGGAUUUCCAUAUCACUGAAGAUAGGGAAGCCCAGAACUGUAGGUGAAGACGGGUGCUGCUGGCCUCUCCCACCUUCCUAUCGAAGCAUGUUACCGAGGCCAGAGAGUCCGUGAAGCUCACCACAGAGAGUGGCAGACUGCGCUGAGUCUUUCCCCACUACCAAGGUAAAGGGUAGGGCUCAGCUGUAACUGAGAAUUCCCUACGACUCUUUCCACCUCUCGGCUCUAAGAGAAGGCUGUGGGUACUGACUAAGCACCCUUCUUCCCACUCUUCUCCUCAGCGCCUGGUGGGGCUAAGGAGUGGAAGAUGCUUUGGAUUCGAGGACAGUUACAGAAGUGUCUGUUACACACCCUAGCCUGCCUAUGCCUUGCUCCUUACUUCCUGUUUAUCUGUAACCUGUACCUGGUCUGCAGUACAGUUUGUCUCUUGUAGGCAUGGUGGCUCAGUAGUCCCAGGAGUCUGCUGUCUCCUGUUGAGGAGUGGGGCCAGGUGAGAUAAGUGGGGUGUCUAGACGUCUCCUCCAUGUUUAGCCCGAGUAUGGAGCUCGAGAGAUUAAACAGUGAGCCCUGUG
Messenger RNA from Grammomys surdaster, 2377 nucleotides. It is a transcript of the gene Lysmd1, whose product is annotated as LysM domain containing 1. Bases 736 to 1407 code for a protein of 223 amino acids. The record is from RefSeq and is a predicted model, not a curated record. Lineage: Eukaryota; Metazoa; Chordata; Mammalia; Rodentia; Muridae. The transcript has 3 exons.